This is a messenger RNA of Musa acuminata AAA Group (dessert banana), 4373 nucleotides long. RefSeq names its product calcium-transporting ATPase 10, plasma membrane-type. NCBI's taxonomy places the organism in Eukaryota, Viridiplantae, Streptophyta, Magnoliopsida, Zingiberales, Musaceae. Gene Ontology annotation, molecular function: P-type calcium transporter activity; calmodulin binding; ATP hydrolysis activity. Gene Ontology annotation, cellular component: intracellular membrane-bounded organelle; plasma membrane. Gene Ontology annotation, biological process: calcium ion transmembrane transport. The record is from RefSeq and is a predicted model, not a curated record. Bases 1074 to 4136 code for a protein of 1020 amino acids. The transcript has 14 exons.
CCAAAACCUCCACUUCUUCCUUUAGCCGCCCGGCGCUAUGGUUCGCAGGGCGAACACAACUGCGUUCUUCGUGUCUCCUCCUUCGAUCCCGCUUCGUUCUCGAAGUUUAACUUUGGGGAUGAGAUUUGUCUCUCACAAUGGACACAAAACAUUCAGCAGAAAUGUUUAAGCAUUUGGAGAAGCAAGGUGAAGUCCUCAUGGAGGCGAAUCGGCCGAUGUCACAUGAGCUACAUCGGCUUCAGAGGAAGAAAUGCUUAUGCAGAAACUGUAUGAGCUCAUGUAUAUAAAAGGCCUGUUAAAAAAGGAAAAGAGAGGAGACAAUGAUUCAAGUAUAGAUGCAAAUAAAUCAAUCUAGACAAAUUGGUACACAGUCUUGGGGAGUCGUUCUUCAUGAUGAUGGUUGGAUUGGAUGAGAUCAAGAAGCUUAACAAAACAUGUAUCUACAUUGCAAUGUUCAACCACAGUGAAAGAGGCUUUAUAGAAACAAAACCAUUUGUCAAAGAGCUAUCCAAAGCAGAUUAAAUCUCGAUAGAAACAGCUACAGCUCAGUGUUUUUACCUUGUUCUGGGAACACAUUUUUUCUUUGUACAUAACAGAGAGAGAGAAAUUUUACUGAGAUCCAACUAUUUUAUGCUAAUAAAGUGAAGUUUAGCACAUUUAUUUGCUCACAAGCAAUUCCACUGACAAGUUAGUCAUCUUGACCAGGAAGGGUGCUUUUAUCCUAAUCCAGGCUUACAAGCUGAGAUCUCUUAUGGGUAAAUUCAUGAAAUGCACAUUGGUCGCUUCAGAACACAAGCUAAUGCAGUUGGAAAUUCAAGCUACUACUGCUCCUGUUGUCGACAUUGGACAUUGGACCAUCUCAAGAUCUUUUGAGUUGACCUGAUCCAUCACUUCCUCAGUUGACCUCGCAAACAAACAAGAGAGUUCUUCCCAAGACUAGACUUGUACAUCUUGUCGUAGAAACCGCGAAGAAGUUUUGAGCUUUUGAGGCCUUUAUUGGAAGCGAGCCCUUCACUCGGGACUUGGCUACAAGUAGCCACUGGAGAAGAGGAGGAAGGGGCCGAGGAGGCAGGAUGGAGAGCUACCUGAACGAGAACUUCGGUGGGGUGAAGUCGAAGAACUCGACGGAGGAGUCGCUCGAGCGAUGGCGGAAGCUCGUCGGCGUCGUCAAGAACCCCAAGCGCCGCUUCCGCUUCACCGCCAACCUCUCCAAGCGCUCCGAGGCCGCCGCCAUGAAGCGCUCGAACCAUGAGAAAUUGCGAGUAGCUGUUUUGGUUUCAAAAGCCGCAUUGCAAUUUAUUCAUGGUAUCGCAUUGCAUAGUGAGUACAUUGUGCCUGAUGAAGUGAAGAAAGCAGGCUUCCAAAUUUGCCCUGAUGAAUUGGGUUCCAUAGUUGAAGGCCAUGAUGUGAAGAAGUUGAAAGUCCAUGGUGGUGUUAAUGGUAUUGCGGACAAACUUUCAACAUCAACAACAAAUGGACUAAUUGCUACAGAGGAGAGUUUGAAACACAGGCAAGAUAUUUAUGGAGUAAAUAAAUUUACUGAAAGCCAGGUUCGGAGUUUUUGGAUAUUUGUUUGGGAAGCACUUCAAGACAUGACUCUCAUAAUUCUUGCUGUGUGUGCUUGUAUAUCCCUUAUUGUUGGCAUUGCCACAGAAGGAUGGCCAAAAGGUGCACAUGAUGGACUUGGCAUUGUGGCUAGCAUACUGUUGGUUGUCUUUGUUACUGCAACUAGUGAUUACCGACAAUCUUUACAGUUCAAAGAUUUGGAUAAGGAGAAGAAGAAGAUAUCUGUACAGGUUACACGUGAUGGCUUCAGACAGAAGAUUUCAAUAUAUGAUCUUCUUCCUGGUGAUCUAGUGCAUCUUGCAAUUGGAGAUCAAGUUCCUGCUGAUGGGUUAUUCAUGUCUGGAUUUUCCUUAUUGAUCAAUGAAUCCAGUUUAACAGGAGAGAGUGAACCUGUCAAUGUGAAUGCUGACAAUCCAUUUCUUUUAUCUGGAACUAAAGUCCAAGAUGGAUCUUGUAAAAUGCUGGUAACUACAGUUGGCAUGAGAUCACAAUGGGGUAAGUUGAUGGCCACCCUUAGUGAAGGAGGAGAUGAUGAAACUCCAUUGCAGGUCAAACUGAACGGAGUUGCCACUAUCAUAGGGAAAAUUGGCUUGGUAUUUGCAGUUGUGACAUUUGCAGUGCUUGCUGAAGGACUAAUCAAACAUAAGUUUCAACAUGGUUCAUACUUGAGCUGGUCAGCAGAUGAUGCAUUAGAGUUGCUGGAGUAUUUUGCUGUUGGAGUCACUAUUGUAGUGGUUGCAGUUCCUGAAGGAUUGCCUUUAGCUGUAACCUUGAGCCUUGCUUUUGCCAUGAAAAAGAUGAUGAAUGACAGAGCACUGGUCCGCCAUCUUGCUGCUUGUGAAACUAUGGGUUCAGCUACAUCUAUUUGCAGUGACAAGACAGGUACACUGACAACCAAUCACAUGACUGUUGUGAAAGCUUGCAUAUGUGGGAAUAUCAAGGAGGUUAAUAAUCAUGAAGAAAUAAAACAUGUUUGCUCCCAGGUUCCAGAUGUUGCUCUAAAAGUACUCAUGCAAUCCAUCUUUUAUAACACUGGCGGUGAAGUUGUUAUCAACCAAGCUGGAAAACUUGAAAUACUUGGAACGCCAACUGAGACUGCUCUGUUGGAAUUUGGAUUGUUUCUAGGUGGGGAUUUCCAGGUUGCACGUCAGGAGACUAAGAUUGUCAAAGUGGAACCAUUUAAUUCUGAAAAGAAGAAAAUGGGAGUGGUUCUCCAGCUUCCAGGAGGAGGAUACAGAGCCCAUUGUAAAGGUGCUUCAGAAAUUAUAUUGGCUGCUUGUGAUAAGGUUUUAGAUUCUGCAGGUAACACUGUCCUGCUUGAUGAAUCAACAUUCAGUCAACUCAAGAGUACUAUAGAAAGUUUUGCCAGUGAGGCUCUCCGUACACUGUGCCUUGCUUACAUGGAAAUUGAGAAUGGUUUCACAGCUGAUGAACAAAUCCCUAUUAAUGGAUUCACUUGUAUUGGAAUUGUUGGCAUCAAAGAUCCUGUUCGUCCAGGUGUAAAAGAUUCGGUUGCAAUUUGCAGGUCUGCCGGAAUUACUGUGAGAAUGGUUACAGGGGAUAACAUAAACACUGCAAAGGCUAUUGCUCGAGAAUGUGGUAUUCUUACUGAUGAUGGGGUUGCUAUUGAAGGUCCAGACUUCAGGAGUAAGAGUCUGGAGGAAAUGAUGGAUUUAAUACCAAGACUUCAGGUGAUGGCUAGAUCUUCACCAAUGGAUAAACAUACCUUGGUGAAACAUCUGCGCACCAUGUUCAAUGAAGUUGUUGCUGUGACUGGUGAUGGCACAAACGACGCUCCAGCACUUCACGAGGCAGAUAUUGGGCUUGCAAUGGGAAUUGCAGGAACUGAGGUGGCUAAAGAAAGUGCUGAUGUUAUUAUUCUUGAUGACAACUUCUCAACUAUUGUAACUGUGGCAAAAUGGGGACGUUCAGUGUACAUAAACAUUCAAAAGUUUGUGCAGUUUCAGCUGACUGUUAAUGUUGUUGCUUUAAUUGUAAACUUCUCCUCAGCCUGCAUAACUGGACAUGCUCCGCUAACUGCCGUUCAACUGCUCUGGGUGAACAUGAUUAUGGAUACACUUGGGGCACUCGCAUUAGCCACUGAGCCACCAAAUGAUGAAUUGAUGAAAAGAUCUCCUGUUGGAAGAAAAGGCGGUUUUAUUAGUAACACAAUGUGGAGGAACAUCCUAGGACAAGCCUUGUACCAGUUCAUUGUGAUAUGGUAUCUCCAGAGAGAAGGGAAAGGGCUGUUUCAACUUGAGGGCCCUGAUUCUGAUCUUGCACUAAACACUCUUAUUUUCAAUUCCUUCGUCUUUUGUCAGGUAUUCAAUGAGAUCAGCUGCAGAGAAAUGGAAAAGAUCGAUGUGUUCCAUGGCAUAUUGGAGAAUUAUGUAUUCGUGGCUGUCAUCACCUGUACCAUCAUCUUCCAGUUCAUAAUCGUUCAGUUCCUUGGAGAAUUCGCGAACACCACUCCGUUGACUUUAUAUCAGUGGUUUGCCUGUCUGUUCAUUGGGUUUCUUGGUAUGCCUAUUUCUGCUGCCAUCAAGAUGGUUCCUGUGGGUUCCAAGUAAGGAAUCAGAGUCUUAGGAGAUUUCCCUAAUCAUCUAACAACAGAUUUUUGUGUGUCAAUAGCUAUCUCCAUGGAUUUUGUAAUGUUGUCGAUUGUAGAGGAUACCAUGGAGCCAGUUGCAAGAACAUUCUAUAAAAACAUAAGAAUAAUUUCAACUGUCUUUUCGAUGCUUUUGUUUUUUCUCUUAACCUUUAUGGCAGAGGCAACUGUUUUUAUUCAAAGUGCAAUUUGAUGUGAA